UGGGCUGGGACUGAGGGAAGGGAUCCAGGACUUCUCAUCGUUGAUCAUUGAUGUCCUCCUAGUGGGUACAUGCAGAUCCCAGCAGCAUCAACAGCCAUGGAGAAGCUGCUGUGGUGCUCACUGAUCAUGAUCAGCCUCUCUCAGGCUUUUGUCCAGAAAGACAUGUCUAGAAUGGCCAUCGUAUUUCCCAAAGAGUCAGACAAUUCCUAUGUAACCCUGGAUGCGCUGUCAAAGAAGCCACUGAAAGCCUUCACCGUGUGUCUACAUAUCUACACGGAUAUGAGCACAACCCGCAGCUUCAGUAUUUUCUCUUAUGCUACCAAGAAUAGCUCUAAUGAUAUUCUCAUAUUCUGGACUAAAGAUAAAGGGUAUAUUUUUGGAGUGGGUGGGCCUGAAGUACUAUUCAAGGCUUCUGAAAUUCCUGAAGCUCCAACACACCUCUGUGCUAGCUGGGAGUCUGCUACAGGGAUUGUAGAGCUCUGGGUUGAUGGGAAACCCAAGGUGAGGAAGAGUCUGCAAAAGGGCUACACCGUGGCGACAGAUGCAAGCAUCAUCUUGGGCCAAGAGCAGGACUCGUACGGUGGUACCUUUGAUGCAAAGCAAUCUUUUGUGGGAGACAUUGGAGAUGUGAACAUGUGGGACACUGUGCUAUCUCCAGAACAGAUCAACACAAUAUAUGUUGGCGGAACAUUCAGCCCCAAUGUUUUGAACUGGCAGGCACUGAAAUAUAAAGUACAGGGUGAUGUGGUUAUGAAGCCCCAGCUGUGGUCCUGACCUACUGUUGUGAGCCCUGAGAUACCCCCCGGGAUUACAUUCUCUCCCUUGUCUCCAGUUAUAGACCUUUUAACCCCAACAGAUGCUGUAGUUCUAUUCUGUGAAUAUGGCCUUUCAUUUCCCUGCUCUGCCUUCCUCAGCACCAGAGCAUGGAAUUUAAGUGUAUGGCUUGGCAGCAUGUGCAUCAUACUAGGAAUCCCUACCAAAGAGAAUCUGAAUUACACGUGUUUAUAUGUAUUGAUUUUUUUGAGACAGAAUUUCUUUGUGCAGCAGCCUGAUGUCCUGGAACUUGUGCUAUAGACCAGUCUGGCCUUGAACUCACUCAGAUCCACCUGCCUCUGCCUCCUGGGUGCUGAGAUGAAAGGCCUGUGCCACCACCACUUCACUUGUUUAUAUAUGCUUUUGAUUGAGAGCAUUUUAGAUAAUCCCUCACCCUCACAUAGAUGAGAAAACAGACACACAGAAAGGAGAGUGAAAUUUUUUAUUUGAAUUUUUUGUUUUUAGAAUUUCAAACAUGAAUGCUGUAUUUACUUCAUUUCUAUCCCUUCCUCUCCAAAUCCUACUGUGUCUUGACCCCUUAUUUAUUAGUUUUAUAUGCAUACACAUACAUUGAUACAAUAUCUAUCACCUAUAUCAUCUAUCUAUCUAUCUAUCUAUCUAUCUAUCUAUCUAUCUAUCUAUCUAUCUAUCAUCCUACUGAUUCUGUUUAGUGUUGCAUGUAUGUUGUCAAGGGUUGACCACUUGGGACUGGAUAACCUAUCAGGUGGCACACCCCUGAAGAAAACAGAUUCUCCUUCUCUCAGCAGCCAUUGAUCACCUAUAGCUCUUCAUAUAGUGGUGGGGCCUUGUGAAAUUUCUUCCAUCCAUGUUAACUGGUGUCAUCAUUAUGUGGGUCUUGUUUAGGCAACCCAGAGUGAUGGAGCACUGACUCUACUGUGCUCAGAGUCUAUUCUUUUCUGGAAUAAAAUCUGUAACUGAACUUCCUGGAUCCAUGAAUCAAUAAAGCCACCGUUGGUUUGAAUGAA
This is a messenger RNA of Peromyscus maniculatus bairdii (prairie deer mouse), 1799 nucleotides long. RefSeq names its product C-reactive protein (gene Crp). Gene Ontology annotation, biological process: innate immune response. The record is from RefSeq and is a predicted model, not a curated record. Gene Ontology annotation, molecular function: low-density lipoprotein particle binding; complement component C1q complex binding. Lineage: Eukaryota; Metazoa; Chordata; Mammalia; Rodentia; Cricetidae.